Messenger RNA from Scomber scombrus (Atlantic mackerel), 2193 nucleotides. RefSeq names its product B-cell receptor CD22-like. Bases 1 to 2193 code for a protein of 730 amino acids. The transcript is spliced from 10 exons. The record is from RefSeq and is a predicted model, not a curated record. Lineage: Eukaryota; Metazoa; Chordata; Actinopteri; Scombriformes; Scombridae.
AUGGAUACAGGCUUUCAGUCGGUGAUAAGAUUGAUGGCAGCUCUGUCUACAAAUAUGUUGGCAGUCAACAUGUUACUGAGUGUCUUCUUUCUUCCAGGUGCUUUGGCUGCUUGUCUCAAACAUCCAGCCCUCUUCAUCACUGCACCGCUGAAGAUGGAAGCACUGAGUGGAUCUUGUUUGCAGAUCCCGUGUAACUUUAGCGCUAAAGUAGCAAGAGAAUUUGAUGGCAGCAGACAAACCUUUGGAGUGUGGAUUAAAAGUCAUCUCAGUUUUGGCACCUAUCCAGAAAAUGUGAUUUUCAACAGUAGUCAGACUGUUAACCCCUAUCCAAUGAAAAUAACUGGAAACCUGAAUGAGACAAACUGCACCACUCUAUUUUCCAAUUUAAACACAACAUAUACAGACAAAUACUUCUUCAGAAUUGAGAACAGGCCAUUCCUGGCAACAGCCGAUUGUGAUCCUCUUCAAAUAACAGUCACAGAUUCUCCUCCAAGCCCCACAAUUGAAAUCUCAGGUGAGCUGAAGGAGAAGGAGUCUGUCACUAUAACCUGCUCAGCUUUCACUCCCUGUCCACACUCCCCUCCUAAACUCACCUGGAAUCUCCAACAAGACGCUCACAACAAAAUAGAGGAGAACACAGAUCGAACCUUUACCACUAAAAUCCAGAAGACUAUCACUCUGUCUGACAAGCAGGACGGAUACACCAUCACCUGUUCUUCCAUCUACUCUGUGAAUGAAGGACAAAAUGUUAAGUCAGCAGAGGGAAAAGUGACUCUCAAUGUUUCAUAUGCUCCUAAAGACACCUCAGCAAUGAUCAGUCCAUCAGGUUUGGUGUCACCAGGUAGCUGGGUGAACCUGACCUGCUCCAGCAGAGCCAAGCCUGCCGCCAACUUCACCUGGUUCAAGAUCAACAAAGAUGGACUCAUGAAAGUGUCUGAAAUAGACUUUUACAGAUUCAAUGUGACAGAUGGAGGAAAUUAUUACUGUGUGGCCUCAAAUGAUGUUGGUAAUCAGUCGUCAUCACAGAUCCAUCUGACUAUUAAAGAUUCUCCUCCGAGCCCCACAAUUGAAAUCCCAGGUGAGCUGAAGGAGAGGGAGUCUGUCACUAUAACCUGCUCAGCUUUCACUCCCUGUACACACUCCCCUCCUAAACUCACCUGGAAUCUCCAACAAGACGCUCACAACAAAAUAGACGAGAACACAGAUCGAACCUUUACCACUAAAAUCCAGAAGACCAUCACUCUGUCUGACAAGCAGGACGGAUACACCAUCACCUGUUCUUCCAUCUACUCUGUGAAUGAAGGACAAAAUGUUAAGUCAGCAGAGGGAAAAGUGACUCUCAAUGUUUCAUAUGCUCCUAAAAACACCUCAGCAAUGAUCAGUCCAUCAGGUUUGGUGUCACCAGGUAGCUGGGUGAACCUGACCUGCUCCAGCAGAGCCAAGCCUGCCGCCAACUUCACCUGGUUCAAGAUCAACAAAGAUGGACCCAUGAAAGUAUCUGAAGGAGACUUCUACAGCUUCAAUGUGACAGAUGGAGGAGUUUAUUACUGUUUGGCCACAAAUAAUGUUGGUAAUCAGAUGUCAUCAGAGAUCCAUCUGACUAUUAAAGAACCAGAAAUGUCUUUUCAGUGGGGGGCAGUUCUUGGAGGAAUCAUUGGGAUCAUCGUACUCAUCUGCCUGGUUGUUUGUGUGUCAGCCUGGAAGAGGAGAAAGCACAAUGAGAGUAGACAAAGUGCAUUGCUGCAAUGCCACAGCAAGGAGGAGAGCUCACAGGCAGGACAGAGCACCACAAACCCCCACUGCCUUAGCCAUCUCCGACAACACUUCUACAGAGACACUGCAUCACCGGCCCUCUCACGACAGACGGAGCAGCCCAGGCUGAAGCAAGUCAUAGUGCAGUCAGACCCCGCAGAAGCUGGGUUUUGCUCAGGCAAAGGUCAAACAGGUGACAAGCUGGCUGUCGAAGAGCCAGCCAGUAAAGCAGAAGAAGAAAAAGAAGAGGAAGGAGGAGAAAACAUCCAUUAUGGAGAGAUUGAAUUCCACAAAUCGAGAUCUGAACCAUCCUCAGUACAGGACAGCAUACAGCAGCAGGAUACGGUGUAUGCCCAGAUCAAAGUGUCUGAACCAACAAACAGCUUAACACAGACUACUGACAGUCCAGAGAACCUGUAUGCUCAAGUGAAGAAAAAAUGA